AUGGCAGGAGGUGGUCAUCAUCCCUUCCGUUCGGACCCCGCUGUCGAGCGUUGGUCAACAAUGCAUGCCACAAUGUAUCAACGCUUCAGAAUGACGCCAAAAGCAACAAGACAAGUUCUGGCUUUGGGUGUAGCACUUCCUGCAGUAUUGUACGGUCUAUCGGUAUACGGAGAUGAUAAAUUCGAAUUCCGUGCCAGAACAAGAGAGGACAACCUAUCUCGCUAUUCCGCUCCAUCACAGGAAAAGUCUGAAGAGUAG
Molecule: messenger RNA, 258 nt
Organism: Meira miltonrushii
Lineage: Eukaryota; Fungi; Basidiomycota; Exobasidiomycetes; Exobasidiales; Brachybasidiaceae
Exons: 4
Coding region: 1-258 (85 amino acids)
Cellular component (GO): mitochondrion
Source: RefSeq, a predicted model, not a curated record